AUGGCUGGUGCUUAUGAUACUGAACAAAAGAGAAUGAUUGACAGAAUUAAAUACAUCGUUUUUCGUGAAAGUCGCGAUGCUGGUGGAACAUUUAUUAAUGGACAAUGGAUUGCGGGCAAAAUUCACCACACAACCCGAUUUGUCACAGAAUGGUGGGAAAAAUCAUAUGAUCAAUGCUUUACUGAUUAUUCAAACGCUGGUCGCAAGCUCAAAUUAUCACAAGUAAGUCAAGACAUCAUUCAUAAAGCAAGUGGUCGACAAGGAAAAAGUUGUUCUAUUGUGGCGAAAGAGAUUGGAGAAGAGCCAAAGAAGUACGUCACUGGAAGAACAAUCAAUAAUUAUCGUCAUAGAGAAGGAUUGAAGCCAUUCCAUGUUAUUCCAAAGCCAUUAAAAUCUGAAACUCAUAUAUCAAAUCGUUUAUGGCUAUGCGACUGGUUAGAAGAUUGGACUGAAGAGGAUUUUCUUCAUCUCGCAUCAUCUGACAAGUUUUAUGUCUGGCUUGUUCGUAGAUCAAAUUAUCAAAAUGAUAAAAUUUGGGCCUUAGGCGUCGAAGAUAUUGAAGAAGAUGAAAGGUACCGUGAAAUGGGUCAGAAUCAAAUAUGCAUUUGGAUUUUUAUUAUGUUUACUUGUAAGAGAUUACUUUGGCUGAUUAAAGAUAAAGGUGAAGCUUGUACUGGUGAAUAUUUUCAUGACAGAAUUUUAACUCAAAAUGUAAUACCUUUUUUAAAUAAUGAAGAAAAUGCUAUUGAUCCUGAUGAAGUUACAUUUGUUCAUGAUAAUGUACCAUGUAUGUGA
Molecule: messenger RNA, 795 nt
Organism: Rotaria sp. Silwood2
Lineage: Eukaryota; Metazoa; Rotifera; Eurotatoria; Philodinida; Philodinidae
Source: the annotation of a GenBank genome assembly